AUGGCGGCCAACGCCCGGAUGUCGACGUACUCGAACACCUCGUCGUACCAGGGGCAGAGGAAUGUGAACCCGGCUGCUCAACCAUCAGCACAGGUCUCGACGACGAGUCUCCUGAACGCGGUCCAUACAAUCUACACGUCCGGCCAACCAUACAGGCUAGACUCCAGCACCUCUCUCGUCGUGAACAACUGGCUCACGGCCUCACAGCCCGACCCGGAAGGGAGGAUAGGCGGUACGGUCGAUGCCGGCCUGUCUGCCCGUGCUUGGGAGCAUGCCAGGCGACGUGCGGAAGAUGGAUGCAUACUUCUCGGCUCCCUGCAUGAGUCGACCCCGUCGGUCCUCGCGCCCUUCCUCCAGACCCUCCCAUUAUCGAUCCCGGCUUCCCUAUAUACUGCACUCAACGCAUUGCGAGCUUUCCUUCACUCCGUAUCGCCACAGAACUACUCGGCACCUCGCUACUCUGCUCUCGGUGUCACUCUCACCCUGACCCUGGCUGGAAAUCUGACCGCGGCAUCCAUAGCUCUCUCUCAGGGAGGAAUCGAUACUUCCAAGGGCCUUCUGAACAUUCCAGCCAAGCCGGGUUACCGAGCAUUCGAUGUGUUCUACUAUCUCCUCACGUCAGCUUCCACGCCCGCCGAACGAGAGUUCCUAGGGCUCCAAACCGCGUCGAGCUAUGCCCUUCUGGCAAAGUCCGGCACCUACGAUCCCCCUUCGUACCUCCCGACGGGAGACGAUGCUGCCGCCGCGGACGACUUCCGAGCUUCGUUGAAGGAGAUUGGUAUCAAGGGUGCAGCUCACAGGAAUCUGAUUUCCAUCUUGGUCGGAUUGUUGAAACUCGGCGACACGUUGAACUUCAAUCUGGAUGAGGAUGCUUUGGAGGAGGUUUGUGAAGACGUCGGAGGGCUGCUCGGUCUUGAACCAGAGGUUCUGCUCAGCCAAUGCACAACAGCGGACCGUGAAAUUCUGAUUGGCGGGCUGUACGAAGCCUUGGUCGACUGGGUCAUUCUGAGAGCCAACGAGGCCAUCGCAGCCGAAAUGAGCCGGAUCAAAGACUGCGAUUCUUCCGAUGGUGGUCGAGGCGCGAGAACCCCAAAGACUGAGGAGGACAACGGAGACACGGUUUGCAUCACAGUUUUGGAGAUUCCAGAUCCAAGUUUUGGCAAGGCGGCCGCUAUGCGUGGGGUCUUUGAUGAUACCCAAGGCAUCAACUUCGAGAUGAAAGAGGAUGGAGUUGAUGUGGUCCCCGUUGGCUCUACGAUCCUCCGCGAAAUGCAGAACUCUGUGUCUGAGGUAGGCCCGGAUCUUGGGAUAAUGACUGGACCAGCCGGCCGUGAGCGUGAGCACGAGCUCGAAAAAAGAGAGAUUGUCCUCGAAAAGGUUGGCAGGGAAGGCGAAGAGGGUGGAUUUUUGACGAGGCUCCUCUUCCCCGUUGAGGGAGAAGGCAUCAACUUGGGACGACGAGGCCGCAUUGACUUGCCAGUCGUCCUCGGAAGCAGUCGCGUGUGGUACCACCUCUCGCUCCACCCAACGGAUGAGUCCCCGGCCAGUUUGGCUGCUCUCCCUUCGAUGACCUCCGCAUGGUCUGCAGGAACAGUCUCGAGACAACUUCGCUCGUGGAGGCUCCCCGAAUGGGCGAACCGCCGAAACAAGCACCUCGAUUUCACUGCGGAUUUUGAUCACGAGGAAUUCUGCCAGAGAUAUGCACCUCUCGGAUGCAAGGAUGGAAAGGAUGGGAUCGAAGGCUGGAUUAUGGAGCGUGGGUGGAGCAACGGCGAGGUCGUUGUUGGCACCGAACGCAUUUGGAUGCGUGAAAGUGCUUGGUGGGAAGCUGAGGGGAUGCUGGACCUGAAACCCACAGACGACCAAGGCUUCGCUGGGUUGGGCGGCUUGCUCGGCGCCGACACGGGAUACUCGGGUGCUCCUCAUAACGGUAGCGGCUUCUUCGCUCCCAUGACUGACUUGACGCAUCAAGAAAGCCGAGAGGGGCUCCUCGCUCGCCAGCAAAGCUCCGCGACACUCUCUCGAAGUGCUCCGGGCGCUGCUCGGUCUGUGGCUCCCACGGCGCGGAACAUCACUGCUGGGGAUUACGGUCUGGGCCUCAAAGGAGAUAACACCAAAGGCCAGGUCUUCUAUACUAACGAAAUGGGCGAACUCGUCAGUGGUAUCGAUCCCGAGUUGGCUGAGCCCAAGAGUAUCACUACCUCGGAUCUGACAUCCAGCCGUCGGAUCUGGGUUGGUGUGGUUUGGGGACUGACCUUCUGGUGUCCUUCGUUCCUUCUCAGAUUCGUUGGCCGGAUGAAGCGUCCUGACGUGCGUAUGGCAUGGAGAGAAAAGGUGGUGUUGUGCAUGAUCAUAACCUUCUUCAACUGUCUCAUCAUCUUCUGGAUUCUGUUCUUCGGCAAACUUCUCUGUCCGAAUUUUGACAAGGCAUGGGAUGCAGCUGAGGUUGCCAGUCAUCAAGGCACGGCCGACUACUGGGUCAGUAUCCGCGGGAAGGUUUACGACAUGACCAAGUUCUAUAAGCUUCAACACAGUGACACAGCGAUCAAGACAUCGGCCGCGACGAUGGAACCAUUUGCUGGGAUGAACCUGGAUGACUACUUCGUGCCACCCCUUACCGUGGCCUGCCCCGGCCUGGUCACCGACCCUGCUCUCUCUCUUCUCGCGAAUAACACGGUGGCGGACCCCACUGCUGUCCACACCUCCGGACCUCAAACGCCCUAUAGAACCAGCGCACUGUACGACAUCAACUGGUACGGUUCGAAAUUCUUGCCCAAGCUCAAGGAGUACUAUCACGGCGAGCUUGUUACGGACAAGAGCAAAGUUAAGAGUCAGGGCCAGAACAACAAUCACUACUGGUUUAUCCUCGAUAAUAAGAUCUACGAUUUGACAAACUACUAUUACACAUUGGAUACGUUCAACAACUUGGCCUCAUACAAUUUCCUCGACGAUAGCGUCUCUGACUUGAUCAAGAGUAACCCUGGUCUCGACAUCACAAAGGACUGGAACAAGAUGUUCAACGCUGCCAAUGCCACCCAACAAGUAGUGAUUCAGAACAACCUGAAUUGCAUAUCAAAUAGUUGGUAUGUCGGCAUCCCCGAUUUCCGGUACACUGCAAGGUGCCAAGCCAACAACUACUUGCUGCUCGCCUUCACGAUUCUCUUGUGUGCCGUUAUUCUUGCCAAGUUCUUGGCUGCUCUUCAGUUUGGGUCUAAACGUCGUCCGAGUCCUCAAGAUAAGUUCGUCAUUUGUCAGGUUCCUGCUUACACCGAAGGAGAAGAUUCUCUGCGGAAGGCCCUUGAUUCCCUCACGGCCCUCCAAUAUGACAACAAGAGAAAGCUUAUCUGUGUUAUCUGCGAUGGUAUGAUCGUCGGUGGUGGUAAUGAUCGACCGACGCCCAAGAUUGUUCUGGAUAUCUUGGGAGUCGAUCCCAAGAUAGAUCCUCCCGCACUGCCGUUCAAAUCGGUGGGUAACAGCAGCGAGCAGCUCAACUACGGCAAGGUUUACUCUGGACUCUAUGAGUACGAAGGCAACGUUGUCCCGUACCUGGUCGUCGUCAAGGUCGGAAAGGAAUCCGAGCAGUCGAAGAGCAAGCCUGGUAAUCGUGGAAAGCGAGACUCCCAAAUCCUGCUCAUGAGCUUCCUCAACCGCGUCCAUCACCGAGCUCCCAUGUGCCCUCUCGAGCUGGAAAUGUUCCACCAGAUCAAUAACAUUAUUGGUGUCGACCCCGAGCUUUACGAAUACCUUUUGAUGGUUGAUGCCGAUACCUGUGUUCGCGAGGACUCUCUGAACUACCUUGUCGCGGCCUGUGCAAACAACGCCAAGAUUGCUGGUAUUUGCGGUGAAACUUCUCUCGAGAACGAAGAGCGCUCUUGGUGGACUAUGAUUCAAGUCUAUGAAUACUUCAUCUCCCAUCACUUGGCCAAGGCUUUCGAGUCUCUAUUCGGCAGUGUUACUUGUCUUCCUGGAUGUUUCUCCAUGUACCGUCUCCGCACAUCUGACAAGGGCAAGCCUCUCAUUAUCUCUGAUGUUAUGAUCCGUGACUACAGUGACUGCGUCGUCGAUACCUUACAUAAGAAGAACCUCCUAUCUCUCGGAGAAGAUCGAUACCUCACGACUCUCAUGACGAAGCACUUCCCAUACAUGUCAUAUAAAUUUGUCCCCGAAGCCUAUUGUCAAACCGCCGCCCCUGAGACAUGGAGUGUUCUUCUAUCCCAGCGACGAAGAUGGAUUAACUCUACCAUUCACAACUUGGCCGAACUGGUCUGGCUCAAGGAACUGUGUGGAUUCUGUUGUUUCAGUAUGCGCUUCGUCGUCUUUAUCGAUCUCUUCGGAACCAUCCUCUUGCCUGCAACUUGCGCAUACCUUGGUUACCUCAUCUACAACGUCGCUGCCGGCGAAGGUCAGUUCCCGUUGAUUUCGAUCAUCAUGUUAGCAGCAGUCUACGGUCUACAGGCCCUGAUUUUCAUCCUGAAGCGUCAAUGGCAGCACAUUGGAUGGAUGAUCAUCUAUAUCAUGGCUUUCCCCAUAUACUCUUUCAUCCUGCCAAUCUACUCUUUCUGGAACCAGGAUAACUUCUCCUGGGGAAACACCCGUAUCGUCAUCGGUGAGAAGGGAGGCAAGCAAGUCGUUGCUAUCGAUGACGAAGGCUUCGAUCCGCGCAGCAUACCUCUCCAACGCUGGGACGACUAUGCACUUAUCAACAAUCUGCCCGGGCGUCGCGGCGGAGCGGUGGAGAAAGCCUACGAGGGCUACGACGACCAGUACGAGAUGGACGACAUGAAAUCCAUGUACUCCUCCGUCAAACCGGCAUCUACCAUCCUCACUGGCUUUCCCCAGCGCGGCGGCUACAUGCCUCCUCAGUCUCCGGCUGGUGGAGCACCCAGACAAUCAGUCUACUCCAUAAACCAGUACGGACAACCCCACGGUAACUCCUCCGUGAUGUCUCUCGGUGGAGGCCUGCAUCACGACGGUUGCUCUGCAUCGCCGUAUCAGGAUUACCCCGCGCACUCCCCGCGGCCUGGCAUGGCCGUCAACCCGUCGUCGCAGGAUCUGCUCUCAGGCCAGCCAUCUCCGUUGCACCCGAGUCGCAGCCAAGUCGGCCUUGGCGGGCCACGCACACCGUCGCAGUUUGAUUUCCAGCGUGGCAAUGCUGGUCCAGAUGACUUGAUGGUCAUUGAAGCCAUCCAGAACUGCCUUCGUGAGGUUGAUCUCGAUAACGUCACGAAGAAACAAGUCCGGGCCUUGGUUGAGCAGAGACUGCAGACAGAGUUGGUGGGCGAGAGGCGGACAUUUAUGGAUCGCAUGAUUGAUAGCGAGUUGGCGGCCAUGUGA
This is a messenger RNA of Drepanopeziza brunnea f. sp. 'multigermtubi' MB_m1, 5334 nucleotides long. RefSeq lists its product as uncharacterized. The record is from RefSeq and is a predicted model, not a curated record. Gene Ontology annotation, cellular component: myosin complex; cell periphery; cell septum. Gene Ontology annotation, molecular function: cytoskeletal motor activity; chitin synthase activity; ATP binding. NCBI's taxonomy places the organism in Eukaryota, Fungi, Ascomycota, Leotiomycetes, Helotiales, Drepanopezizaceae.